AUGAGUCUUAAAGAUUUAUUAAAUUAAGGUACAAUGAAUUUAAUUGUAUUUUAGGAGAUACAUUAUAUUAUUUGAAUAUAUACUCAGAAGCUCUUGAAUUUUAUGAAAAAGCUAUUUCUAUUAGUCCUAAAAAUGAUGGGAAGUCAUAAGGGUAAUUAAUUUAUAAUAUAACAUUUUAGGAUUAUCAUUAUAGAAAAAUUGAAUUAAUCCUAAAAAGCCAUUUAAUGUUGCGAUAAAGUAUAUUAAUCCUAAAUAUGAUAUAGGAUAGAUUAAUAAGACUAAAUAAUUAUUAAAUAUAAUUAUUUAGGGUUGGGAUUACAUAAACUGAAUCGAUAUUAAGAAGCAACUGAAUGCUUUGAUAAAGCUAUUUCUAUCAAUCUUAAGUACUAGUUCACAUAGGUUUAUAAGGGUAAUAAAUUUUAAUAUUCUAUCUUAGGAUUAGCACUAGAUAAAUUGAAUUAUUGCUAAAAAGCAAUUGAACGUUCCGAUAAAGUUAUUUCUAUCAUUCCUUAAUCUAGAAUUUUAAGGAUAAUUAAUUGUUAAGUAUGAUUAUUUAGGAUUAACAUUAUCUAUUUUUUAGAUCGAUGUAAGGCUGCAAAUAAAUUUAAUCAAUCCUAAUUAGCUAUUGAAUGCUAUG
Molecule: messenger RNA, 637 nt
Organism: Paramecium sonneborni
Lineage: Eukaryota; Ciliophora; Oligohymenophorea; Peniculida; Parameciidae
Source: the annotation of a GenBank genome assembly